Medicago truncatula (barrel medic) is the source of this 3047-nucleotide messenger RNA. Its product is annotated as protein argonaute 4. Gene Ontology annotation, molecular function: RNA binding; protein binding. The record is from RefSeq and is a predicted model, not a curated record. The transcript is spliced from 23 exons. The coding region runs from base 185 to 2863 and encodes 892 amino acids. NCBI's taxonomy places the organism in Eukaryota, Viridiplantae, Streptophyta, Magnoliopsida, Fabales, Fabaceae.
GAUACUCAUGACUAUGCAAUGCAACUAUUAUUAAGAAAACUAAACGUUUUGUAACCACUGCAAGAAAAGUAAACAUUUGAAGAGGCAAAUGUGAUAUUAUUAUUGUGUCUUAUUUAUACUAAAGGAGUUGGUUUCGGUUCAGCUUCAACUUCUUUGUUAAGUUACCGUUUUGCAAUUGAAGAAUAUGAGUUCACAAGAGAACAAAGAAUGUUUGCCCCCACCACCUCCCAUUGUUCCACCCAAUGUUAAACCAAUAAAGAUAGAACAGGAGCAUUUAAAGAAGAAGCUUCCUACUAAGGCUCCAAUGGCUAGGCGUGGCCUAGGGACGAAGGGAGCUAAACUGCCUUUGUUAACAAAUCACUUUGAAGUGAAUGUUGCUAACACAAAUAGGGUUUUCUUUCAGUACAGUGUUGCUUUGUUUUAUGAAGACGGACGUCCUGUUGAAGGGAAAGGCGCCGGGAGGAAGAUAAUUGACAAAGUUCAAGAAACAUAUGAUUCCGAGCUUAAUGGAAAAGACCUUGCUUAUGACGGGGAGACCCUGUUCACAAUCGGCUCUCUAGCUCAGAAAAAGCUCGAGUUCAUUGUUGUUGUUGAAGAUGUCGCUUCAAACAGGAACAAUGCGAACACCAGCCCUGAUAAGAAGAGGAUAAGAAAAUCAUACCGUUCGAAGACUUAUAAAGUUGAAAUCAACUUUGCUAAGGAAAUUCCUCUGCAGGCCAUUGCCAAUGCCUUAAAGGGGCAUGAAGCUGAGAAUUAUCAAGAAGCCAUUAGGGUUCUUGAUAUUAUCUUGAGACAACAUUCUGCCAAACAGGGCUGUCUGCUUGUGCGCCAAAAUUUCUUUCACAACGACCCAAAUAAUUUGAAUGAUGUUGGAGGUGGUGUACUUAGUUGCAAAGGGCUGCAUUCCAGCUUUAGAACCACACAAAGUGGAUUGUCUCUGAACAUAGAUGUGUCGACAACCAUGAUUGUACGUCCUGGGCCUGUGGUUGACUUCCUAAUUGAAAAUCAAAAUGUGAGAGAUCCUUUCAGUCUUGACUGGAAUAAGGCUAAAAGGACCCUCAAGAAUUUGAGGAUCACAGCUAAACCAUCUAACCAAGAGUACAAGAUAACCGGGCUGAGUGAAUUGUCGUGCAAAGACCAGCUGUUUACCAUGAAGAAGAGAGGUGCUGUGGCUGGAGAGGAUGAUACAGAAGAGAUCACGGUUUAUGAUUAUUUCGUUCAUCGGCGAAAAAUUGAUCUACAGUACUCUGCUGGUCUUCCAUGUAUUAAUGUUGGGAAGCCAAAACGACCUACUUAUAUCCCAAUUGAGCUUUGCUCAUUGAUAUCCCUGCAACGAUACACCAAAGCCCUCUCCACAUCUCAACGAUCCUCCCUUGUGGAAAAGUCGAGGCAGAAGCCUGUAGAACGGAUGAGGGUCUUGUCUAAUGCGUUGAAAGCAAGCAACUAUGGCUCUGAACCAAUGCUACGUAACUGUGGCAUUUCAAUAACAUCCGAGUUCACCCAAGUUGAUGGGAGGGUUUUGCAGGCUCCACGGUUGAAGUUUGGGAAUGAAGAUUUCAAUCCCAGGAAUGGGAGGUGGAACUUCAAUAAUAAGAAAUUUGUAGAACCUGUUAGCUUAGGAAAUUGGUCUGUGGUGAACUUUUCUGCUCGCUGUGAUGUGCGAGGACUUGUGAGGGAUCUAAUAAAAUGUGGAGGAAUGAAAGGAAUUCUUGUCGAACAACCUAAAGAUGUAAUUGAAGAAAAUCGUCAGUUUAAAGGAGAACCACCUGUGUUUAGAGUUGAGAAGAUGUUCGCGGAUGUGUUAAAACUCUCGAAGCGUCCUAGCUUUCUGCUUUGUCUGCUUCCUGAGAGGAAGAACUCUGAUCUUUAUGGUCCAUGGAAGAAGAAGAAUCUUGCGGAGUUUGGAAUUGUUACCCAGUGCAUAGCUCCUACCAGGGUGAACGACCAGUAUCUGACCAAUGUUUUGCUGAAGAUCAAUGCAAAGCUUGGUGGGAUGAAUUCUUGGUUAGGCGUUGAACACUCUCGAUCCAUCCCUAUUGUGUCGAAAGUUCCUACUCUCAUUUUGGGCAUGGAUGUUUCUCAUGGUUCACCUGGGCAACCUGACAUUCCUUCAAUUGCUGCGGUCGUAAGCUCGAGGAAAUGGCCCCUGAUAUCUAAAUACAGGGCAUGUGUCCGAACUCAGGGUUCGAAGGUUGAGAUGAUUGACAAUCUGUUCAAGCCAGUGUCUGAUAAGGAAGAUGAAGGAAUUAUAAGGGAACUUUUGCUUGAUUUCUUUCAUAGUUCUGAAGAGAGACGACCAGAGAAUAUAAUCAUUUUCAGGGAUGGUGUUAGUGAGUCUCAGUUCAACGAAGUGUUGAACGUUGAACUCAGCCAAAUCAUCGAGGCUUGUAAAUUUCUUGAUGAAAAUUGGAACCCCAAGUUUAUGGUGAUUGUUGCCCAGAAGAAUCAUCACACAAAAUUCUUCCAACCUCGAUCUCCAGACAAUGUGCCACCUGGAACUGUUGUGGACAGCAAAAUUUGCCAUCCUAGGAAUUAUGAUUUUUAUAUGUGUGCUCAUGCUGGAAUGAUUGGUACAAGCAGACCAACACAUUAUCACGUUCUUUUGGAUGAGAUUGGUUUUUCUCCAGAUGAUUUACAGGAGCUUGUGCACUCUCUAUCUUAUGUUUAUCAGCGGAGCACCACUGCUAUUUCUGUCGUUGCUCCAAUCUGCUAUGCACACUUGGCUGCAUCUCAAGUUGGACAGUUCAUGAAGUUUGAAGAUAAGUCUGAAACUUCCUCGAGCCAAGGUGGUAUCAAUGCCUCCCUCAUCCCACAGUUGCCAAACUUACAUAAGAGAGUCUGCAAUUCCAUGUUUUUUGUCUGAGUUAAAUGAAGUAAUGAUCCAAACUAGUUAUUUUCUUGCACAAUAAAACUUAUUAGUGUUAGUGGUAAACUUUGUCGAUGUUUGUUGGCUCCAUUUGCUGAAAGGUCUUUGAGUACCUGUUGACAUUUUGGAUGAAUGUUAGUAUUUAUGUUUUGCUGAAAGGUCCCAAGUACUUCCUGACAUA